Molecule: messenger RNA, 7746 nt
Organism: Triplophysa dalaica
Lineage: Eukaryota; Metazoa; Chordata; Actinopteri; Cypriniformes; Nemacheilidae
Gene: nbas
Product: NBAS subunit of NRZ tethering complex
Biological process (GO): retrograde vesicle-mediated transport, Golgi to endoplasmic reticulum
Cellular component (GO): Dsl1/NZR complex; endoplasmic reticulum membrane
Molecular function (GO): SNARE binding
Source: RefSeq, a predicted model, not a curated record
AGUUCAUUGAAAACAUGGCAGGUGAUAUUAAAGUAGAAGACGAAGAGGAGAAUAUUUUAUAUGAUUUACUUAUUAACACCGAAUGGCCGCCCGAAACAGACACUCAGCUGCGUGGAUUAAAAGAGCGCAACUCCUCUCUCAUUGCGAAGGCAGUAACAGGGCCCUUCAGGUUUAUUCUUCAUUACCUUUGGUACAGCCCAUCCAGCUCAACUCUACCACCCGGGCUGGUGCGCCUAGCAACCAAACAAGUGAACUGGCAACUGGUUCUGGCAAGUAAUGGAAAACUUCUGGCUGUGGUUCAAGACCAAUGCGUGGAAAUUAGGUCAGCUAGAGAUGAUUUUGGAUCAGUCAUAGGAAAAUGCCAAGUGCCCAAGGACCCAAACCCUCACUGGCGCAAGGUUGCAUGGAGUCAUGAUUGUGCCCUGCUGGCUUAUGCUGACAGCACCGGCACGGUCCGAGUCUUCGACCUGAUGGGCAGCGAGCUCUUCAUUAUACCUCCUGCGGUGAGCUUCCCUGGAGAUUUUAGUUAUGCAGCAGCCGGUCUGAUGUUCUUGGAGUACACCGCCAGCGCUCAGUGGUCAGCCGAGCUGCUGGUUAUCACCUACAGUGGGCAACUCAAGAGUUUUCUGGUUAGUGUUGGAACCAAUCAGGGCUUUCAGGAGAAUCACAGCUUUAGUUUCUCUGCUCACUAUUCCAAUGGGAUUACCACAGCUAUAUAUCAUCCAAACCACAGGUUACUGCUGGUGGGAGGGUGUGAGUCCAAUGACAGUAAUGCUUCCAGGGCGAGCCGUUGUGGGAUCACAGCCUGGAGGGUGUUAUCGGGGUCACCACACUAUAAACAGGUCACCAGCUAUGAAGAUGACAUUAGUGCGUCUCAGAGGCGUGGAUUCCUCAGGAUGCCCAGCUUCCUCCAUUUAUCCAGGCGUAACAACGAACAGGACGGCGUGUUCAGAAUGAGUUUGUCUCCUGAUGGCACUGUUCUGGCUGUGAUCCACUUCUCGGGAAGUCUGAGUCUCUGGGAUAUUCCAUCAUUCAAACUGAGAGGCAGCUGGAAACAAGAGGAACAACCUGGAUUUGACGAGAUCAACCCGGAGUGGAAGACCUCGCUGGAGAAAAGGAAAAAGAUAAGAGAUAAGGAGCAGUAUCAGUGUCUGCUAGAUGUGAGCUGGUGGAGUGAAACGGCACUGAUUUUGGCUCGCUGUUCUGGGGCCCUCACUGUGUCCUCUGUGCGGACCCUUAAAAAUCUGUUGGGCAAAUCCUGCGAGUGGUUCGAACCCUCACCGCGAGUCACCUCGGCCCAUGAUGCCGGCUUCCUUAGUUUGGAGUGUGAGGUCAAGUUGGCCCAAAAACGCUCUCGUAUGGAGAGCAGCGUGCCAGGUGAGGAGGACGAUGGAGAGGAAGACUCCGAUUCUGAUGAAGAGUCCUCCGCAAAGGCGCGCUAUUCCGGCUACGUCAAGCAGGGCCUGUAUUACGUGACCGAGAUGGAACGUUUCGCCCCUCCCAGAAAACGUGCUCGAACCGUCAUUAAGAACUACCGACUUGUCAGCCUGCGGUCUACCACACCGGAGGAGCUCUAUCAGAGAAAGAUUGAUAAUGAGGAGUAUGGAGAAGCUCUUUCUUUGGCUCAAGCCUAUGAUCUGGAUUCUGAUCUCGUAUACCAGCGACAGUGGAGGAAAUCCACAGUCAGCAUCGCAUCCAUUCAGGACUACCUGAGUAAGAUAAAGAAGAGAUCAUGGGUACUGCACGAAUGUUUGGAGAGGGUUCCAGAGAACGUGGACGCUGCCAAAGAACUUCUGCAGUACGGCCUGAAAGGAACCGAUCUCGAAGCUUUGAUCGCCAUCGGUAACGGAGAAGCCCGGGGCAGAUUCAUCCUGCCUGGUGAUAUGGACCUGGAUGAUACUCCAUAUGAAGACUUUCUAUCCACGGAGGAAGUGAUUAAGCAGAGGAAAGAAAGGGAGGACAAGAGGAGGCAGGAUCUUCUCAAGAAAGUGGAAUUUAGCAAGUUGACGCUGGAGCAGAAGGAGCUCUGUAGGAGCAGAUUGAAGCUUCUUUGCUAUCUGGACCGUUUGGCCACUUACGAGGAGAUUCUGGGAGGACCACAUGCCGCAGAGCAGAGAUUCGACGGCGAGUUUUUCAAGAAGUUCCGCAAUCAGAAUAUUGUUCUGUCAGCAAGAACUUACGCGAGGGAGAGCAACGUGCAGGCUCUGGACAUUCUCUUUACUUAUCAUGGCUCAGAGCUUCUCCAGCAUCGUCUCGCCGUACUGUUCAAUUUCCCAGAAACCACCUCUCCUCACGAGUACGCCGACCUUCUGCCUAAGGCUGGUGUGGAUAAGAAGAAUAACUUGGCUUUGAUUCCCUGGGAGGAAAGUAGACACAGAGAACUGGAUUGGUGUGAGCUUCCUGAGUGCAGAGGAGUGGUGGAGCCCAACCUAGUGGACGACUGCCACUUCCUGUACGAAGAACAGCCAGAAUUGGAGAAAUUCUGUAGCGCUGAACCCCCCAUCACGCUGUUGACAGAGUGGUAUCUGACCAGAGCGCAGGAGUUAGAGAGCCAUUCUCGCCAGGUUGAUUGUUCCCUGUCGCUGGUGCGUCUGGGAAAAGAGCAGAACAUUCCUGGGCUGGAGGUACUGUGUGACGACCUGGUUACCAUGGAGACACUGGUGUACGAGACAUCAUGUGACCUGAGUCUCACGCUAAAGGAGCUCCAGCAGCUUAGGGACAUUGACAAGCUCCGCCUUCUCAUGAAAAAUUCUAGUGAGGAUCGAUACAUUAGGAAUUUAUUCCAGUGGAUAUUCCCGUUUCUGCACCGCUGUGAGGGGCAGCGGGUGGGCUCAUCAUCCAGCCUGCUCAGAGAGUACCUUGUCACCCUCGCCAAAGACGAUCUCAGACUUCCUCUCAAAAUCUUCCUGAACUCAAAGCCAGACUGUCAUCCAAAGGUGAUGGGAAACUCCGAUCAGCUUAUGUCUGUGGCAUUAGAGUGUAUCUACAGCUGUGAGAGGGACGAUCAGCUGGCCGUCUGCUAUGAUAUACUUGAAUGUCUUCCUCAGAGAGGAUACGGAGCAAAGACAGAUGCCACAAAAGCCUUACAUGACCAAGUGGACACUCUAGAGAAACACUUGAGUGUUGCUGAGGUGUUGGAGAAGCAUGGCCUUCAGAAGCCCAUUUCAUUUGUGAGGAACAGUCAGAACAGCAAAGAGGAAGCUCACCAGCUGAUGGUCCGACUCACCCGUCACACAGGACGCAAAAACCCUCCUGCGAGUGAGACAGUUUGGAGAGGUUUACUUCAAGAUCUCCUGGACAUGCAGCAGAAUGUGUAUACAUGUCUAGAGCCAGAGACAUGCCAUCAGGUGUUUGUGGAGAGUUUGUUAUGUUCAGGCCGAGAGGAGAAUAUUCGUCUGGCCGGUCAGCUCGUGCACUGCAGUGCCGUGUCAGAGGACACUCCAGUGAGCGUGGCUCUCCGCGGAAAAGCUCACGCCCGCGUAGCUUAUAACCGCAGUGUGGAGCUGGUGCUGGAUGCUGGCCGUGAAUACUUCAACUCCUCUGCCACUCUCAGUGACCCUUGCAUGAACCUGGCACGGUCAUGUCUGCUGUUGAUCACGGAUCGUCCUCCUCUUAUUCAGGAGGAAUUGGACCUCAUUAGCGCCCUCUCUAAACUGGAGGAAUUCGGCGUGAAGGUUCUGCCCUUACAAGUGCGUUUGCGGGCAGAUCGUCUAUCAUUGGUAAAGGAAUGCAUCUCCCAGUGCCCUACCGCAUACAAGCAGUCCACACUUCUGCUCAGCCUGGCCAAACUGCUGCGGGUUGCAGGUGAUGAUGAGGCCAGGAGGAAGGGUCAGGUUCUCACUCUUUUGGCAGAACAGGCUCUGCACUGUCAGGAUUUCAAGGCCGCGUAUAUUCACUGCCAGGAUCUGAUGGCUGCAGGCUAUAGAGAUGGCUGGGAGGUUUGUGCUCAGCUGGGCCAGUGUGAGAUGUACUCACAGCUCUCUGCCCGUCACGAUCUGAUGGCCUUCUCCCUUACACACUGCCCUCCCGCCACCAUCCAGAACCUUCUAGCAUCAUCCAGUUCCCUUCAGACACAGGUUUUGUACCAGGCUGUGAAUUAUAAGAUUGAUCCCUCUCAUGGCAGGAGAGUAGGCGGUGAGAUAUCGGAGCAGACAGGAGCCGCUGUUUCAGGAUCAGCCUCUGGCUCGAUUAACCCCACAGACCUUUUGCACAGAACCACGGCCCGCACAAUAGAGGUCCUGACCAACACCACCACGACCACCAGAGCUGUUCUGACCGCUGUCAGUGACUCCCAUUGGUGGAAGGACUCCCUCAGUUUGCUCCGCCCUCUGCACGGACAGGGCUUGGAUAGAAGCCGCACCGCAGUGGCCAAUGAGAACGCAGAUCUGGAAAGGCAAGGAUGCAAUCCUUUCUACACGGAGCUGUUUGAAGAUCCAUACGUCAGUACGACCGAAGAUGUCUAUUCAUCUUACAACUACAACCCUCACGAAGACUUUGCCGAAGUUUUACUGCGGACGGGCAAACUGGCCGAAACCAACAGCGAGGGACAGAAUCUUUUUCCUGCAACAGAGGUGCUUCUUCAGCUGGCCAGUGAUGCCUUUCCCAAAGAUAUGACACUUGCCCUGGCCUAUUUGCUGGCUUUACCUCAGGUAUUGGAUGCUAACGCUUGUUUUGAGAAGCAGCCCCCCACAGCCCUGUCUCUCCAGUUAGCGGCGUAUUACUACUCUCUUCAGAUCUACUCUCGCCUCGCACCCUGCUUUAAAGACAAGUGCAGCCCACUUUACCGGGCCGAUCCCAGAGAGCUGAUUCGUCUUGUGACCAAACAUGUGACCGACCAUGCUGGACGUGAUUGGGUGAAUGAGGAACUGGAGGCUUUGAUUGGACAGUUGCGACUUUACAGUGAGAGAUUGACAGACUUCACUCAAGCUCAGGUGCUCCAAGGUCUUGGCCGUGGGGUCGAUGUCCAGAGAUUUAGCAAUGACAACCAGUAUAAGAAAGAGACCAUUCUUGGCCUGGCUGAGACAUUGGAUGAAAGUGUGUACGGAAUCUCUUGCUCUUUGGCUCAGCGGUACUGCAUUCCUCUUUGGGAGGUGCACAUGACCCACCUUGAGUUUCUCUUUACUGAUAGUGGCCUCUCCACUAAAGACAUCGAGAGCCGAACCGAGACCCUGGGCCUUCUGCAGACUCUGAAGGGUGACCCAGAGGCGUUCUACACGCACAUGACUAAAUAUGUUUACCGCAGCAUAGCCGGAACCGAUCAGCUGAGACUUCUCUUCUACUUCACCCUCCUGGAAAACUGCGGCUGCGCGGACUGCUUCCCUCCAUCUGCAAUGAAGCCCGACACUCAUCUUAAAUUGCUGAAGAAACUCAAAGCCGUCGCAGUCGGACUGGACUAUAAGAUGCUGAUAGAUGAGGAAUCCGAUCCUCUGAAAGCUAUGGAGCCUGUUUUGACCAGUCAGAACGUCCUGUCGAUCUCCAAGCUGGCCCCCCGAAUCCCACAGCAGGGAGGAGACGCGCUCACCUCCAGCGCCGUCCACGCUACCUGGCUACAUAAACUCUUCUGGGAGGGAGAUCAGAAUGUGCUGAAAAAAGCUCCUCAGAGUGAUCAAGACUUCAUUAAUGCCUACGACACCUGUGCAAAAUACUUUGACCGACUGCUGCCCUCAGAUGCUGUUAACUUUCUGGAUGCCAUCACCUUUUCCCCUGCAGCAGCCAAUAAGCUGUCUGUAGGUGUCAGGCUGGAGAUCACCAAACGUGCACAGAAGGUUUUGAAAGGCAUCAGCAACAAGGCUAAGAAAAAGGGAAAUAAUGACCAGGGUGAAAACCCCGCCUCCAACUUUGACUACGCCCUGACUCAUCUGGAGCAGUCUCUAGCACAUCUGGAAACUUUAAGCCACUCCUUCUUCCUGUCGCUCCAAGCAAGCCAAGAGGAGCUCUUACAGAAGUACAGUCGCAUUUAUGACCUGUCCCGGUCCGAGCCAUCCAAGGUGCACCAUCUGGCCAUCACAAUGGCCAUGGAUGGACAGCCUCUCCAACGAAUCGAGCAGCUGCUUGCUGUCGCCGUGGGAACGAGCAACCUGUCACCGAAGAGUGUCGUGCAGGACGCAGUGGAGCGAAUCAUAACUGCUCUCAGCGGUGACAAGGACGCUCUGAAAGAUUAUGCAGACCCCUUGAAGGUACUGGAAGGAAUUGUGGAAGCGGUGCACACUAAUGUACUGAGCGGUGGGAAUAUGGUCACAUCCGAGGACAUGCUGGAAUGGUUACGGCCGUUUUGCGGUGACGACUCUAAACCGGUGCGACCCCGAAUUGAGGUUCUGCAGAUUCUUGAACAAUCCUUUAACCUCAGUGAUCAGGACAUCCAUCUACUGGUGUUCUUCAGGAGCCAAGCGGUUCUUAAAGCUUGCUGGCCAAGCAGAAAGUGUGAGAUGAAAGACGUCGAGAACGAAGAGAGACGAAACUCUUUGUUUCUGGAACUGUUGGAGUGUAGCAGUAAAUGGGAGGAGUUUCAACACAUCAUGCUCCUCCUACAGGCGUGGCCACCGAUGACUGAGAAGUGCAGGCUUGAGACGGAACAGAACCCCUGGGUGCGUCUCACAUCAGCCCUGCUUACACACUCCUCAAGCUUCUCCGAAAUCAACGUUGGGAAUGAGAUUCUUACUAUUUGCCGCUCGCUCUACCCAACCAAACACAAACUCAUUCCACAGUGCAUUGGGCACAUUUCCUCCCUGCUGCUGAACGUCGGGUUGAAGCUACCCGCUCUGAAGAUGAUGACCGAGAACGGUGAUGAGCAUCUGCACAAACUGACCCUGGACCAGAUCAAAGACAUCGCAGAUGUGACUGAAGAUGUGUGUGACCCUGAGCUUCUGUCUCUGCUGUUGAAUGCCGGGAUGUUGAUCUGCUGUGUGGACACAGCUCUGUAUUCUCGUCUGAUCUCUCACAUGCUAGCUCAGGGGGAUUGGGAUGUGGAGAAGGCUGCCCGAGAGCUCCACCAGGCCGGCCACAGCACUGAGGCCGGCUCCUUGCUCUUGUCCUUCCGCGGAUCUCACCCAGGGCUUUUCACCUUCAACAGCGCCCUCGCCGUCGUUCGAAAAUGGCUCUGAGGGAAGCAUGUGGGCACACCAUGAUACAAAGGGAUUGUGUGUGACUUUGAGAGUGUCAUUCUGUGUGAAUAGGAUUAUGUUAAUAAAGGAAGGAUGCUAGUCUUUCUCGUCUAAAUAAAAUCUAAAUAUGAAUGGACCGUUGGCACGAAAUGCUAAAGUGCAAAAGUCAGUCAUAAUUAACCUGAGCUUCAACAUAUCAGACUAUGUACUGGACUUCCUGUUGGCAAAGGAUUCAAAUCGCUUUCCUUUUUUCCUCUCUCUCCUGCCAUCUCUCCUGAAUGAAGCCCGGUGACACGGGUGUAAUUACAUUACUUCGGCUGUUUGGUCACGCUAGCCUGCGCUAAUAAUUAUUAUAGGCCAGAGUCGGAAUUGAAAACGCCGCAUGUGUGCUGACGGUGGGUUCGCACGUGUAUGUGCGACUUCACGGCUGAUCGUUCCGUGCGCAGCUUUUGCUCUUUCUCUUUUGUAAGGCUAUUAAUUAUUUUUUGAAGAAAACAGAUUAGGCCUUCGGGCGGACUCAUGCACAUGAUUCUUUAAACACACGCAUACGGAUGCGCUACAAACUGUGUGGGGUAAUUCAGCAGUAAUGUGACUUAUCUGUGCAUUUUAGGUGAAUUUGUCAUCAGUAUUCAAUAAAUGUAUCACA